Molecule: messenger RNA, 666 nt
Organism: Fulvia fulva
Lineage: Eukaryota; Fungi; Ascomycota; Dothideomycetes; Mycosphaerellales; Mycosphaerellaceae
Exons: 1
Coding region: 1-666 (221 amino acids)
Source: RefSeq, a predicted model, not a curated record
AUGCUCAAGAAGGCACCACCCAAGAUCACGAAGCGCACGGUCAAGGUGCCACUUGGUCCUUCCAUGAAAGAGAAGGCUGAGCGUCAGGCGGAGGAGAUCGUGCGGCGACGAGCUGUACGCGAGCGUGAGAUACAGGAGAGGAGGGAUGCCGCCGCCAUGGAGGCCGCUGCGCAGCCGCAGGGUCAACAAGAAGUGGUCGAGACCGCCCCGGUCGCGCAGAUGAUAAGCGACCCAAAGGAUUCACCUUCCUGCAGUAAGCGCAAGCGCGCUGGCGACGAGGGUCACGCUCAGCAAAAGAAGCCCAAGCUCGACAGCAACGAGUCGGAGGGCAGCGAGGUCUCGAAGGGUAGCGAGACGUCGCAGCCAGCCAAAGCCAGACCGGCAGUGCCUGACAACGCCACCACCGAGUCGAUGAGGGCGAAGGGAAAGCUGUACGUCUACCACCCGAAGCGACGUACCUUCGACUACUACACAAUCGGCGAGAACGACACCAUCGUCGGCCUUGCUCAGACUCGACGCCCGAGUGGUUUUAGGUCGGGUGCUGGCUCUGCAGCACCGAUCGCGGAUCCUAUUACUCCGACCCGUGAGCGUGAUGGUGAGACUGACUAUCAGCUCCAUGGCUUGGUCAAUACCAAGCUCUCUUGCUUCUCAAAUGGAGCUCUGUAG